Messenger RNA from Anas platyrhynchos (mallard), 6690 nucleotides. The record is from RefSeq and is a predicted model, not a curated record. Lineage: Eukaryota; Metazoa; Chordata; Aves; Anseriformes; Anatidae.
UAUUACCUGAGCGCCUUUGUGCCCGCUGGGCAGCUCGGAGCAUCCUGCCCGUGGGCAGAGCCCCCAGGAGCUCCCCGUGUCCCUCCCCUGUGCGGGCAGUGGUUUGCUCCGUGCACCUGCGGCUCGCCGCAGAGCCCCCGCGGAGCCGUGGCCCCGCGGUGCAAGGCCGGAGGCAGCCGCCCGUGGGGGCCCGUCCUCAUCCUCAUCCUCGGGCAGGUGUUUGCUUUCCGAGGGCAGCCUGCGGUGGGCGAGGGAUGCUGGAAGGGCAGUAGGCGAGCCCGAGAUGGAUGGAGUCGGCAGCAACAGGACCAUGUCGUACAGCAGAUGGAGUUACAACAGUGUUUUGGAUGAUGAGGGAAGCAGCCUGCGUCAGCAGAAGCUUGACAGGCAGCGAGCACUGCUAGAACAGAAGCAGAAAAAAAAGCGCCAGGAGCCAUUAAUGGUUCAGUCCAACGUGGACAGUCGCACAAGAACACGCAGAACGAAACACUCAGAAGAACAAGCGCCAUUGGUUGAGUCAUAUCUUAACAGCAACAGCAGCACCAUAUAUCAUGCACAUCUAGAUGGAAUGGUUGUCUCGUUUCUUGAAGAACAGGCUUUAGUGCAGGAGGCCGAACAGGAAGAUGUAAAAGUGGUAGUGGAUGCCCAAGCUCCGAAAUCAACUAAAAAAGCCAAGGCAGCAGCUGCAAGCUGUCAGACUGGCAGCACCAGAAAGGAGAAAAAAGGGAAACACAAAGGAAUUGAUGGCCCAGCUGCUUUUCAAGAUGAUGUUCAGAAGACAGGAAGUCAAGUGCAGAUUCUCACUAUUGGGCAAUCUAGCCAUGAUGAAGAUGAUGGAGAGAAGAUGGCUAGUGGCCAACAACAGCAAAGCAAACAGGAUCUUAGAACAGCAAUGCAGAAGAAGGAUCCCCAUGCAAAUACAUCCUGGUCCUCUUCCACCUCCCAAUCCAGUCUUGUCGCCCUGGAUCAUGUUCCUGGCAUUUCAAGCAGCAUGAAUUUUGAUGAGGAAGAGGAUGAGGAAGAUGAAGACAGCUCCAGCUCUUCACAGCUAAACAGUAACACCCGGCCUGGUUCCGCCACAAGCAAGAAAUCCAAUAAGGAAGCGGCCUCAGCCCCUAGUCCUUCCACAAAUGAGCCUCUCAUAGAUGUCGAUGACCUGGAGGAAUUUGCUGUAAGACCUGCUCCACAGGGUGUCACCGUCAAAUGCAGAAUCACAAGAGACAAGAAAGGAAUGGAUCGAGGGAUGUACCCUACAUAUUACCUCCAUUUGGAAAGGGAGCAUGGUAAAAAGGUUUUUCUGUUAGCUGGAAGGAAGCGAAAGAAGAGUAAAACCUCUAAUUACCUCAUCUCCAUAGACCCAACUGACCUGUCUCGGGGUGGAGAGAGUUUUAUUGGAAAACUGAGAUCAAAUCUUAUGGGAACUAAGUUUACAGUUUAUGACAAUGGAGUAAAUCCAAUGAAAACAACAUCAAGCCUGGAAGCGAGUAUCCUGCGUCAGGAGCUAGCUGCUAUUUGUUAUGAAACAAAUGUCUUGGGGUUUAAAGGACCUCGUAAAAUGAGUGUGAUCAUACCAGGAAUGAAUAUGGACCACGAACGAGUUUCCAUCAGACCACGAAAUGAGCACGAGACACUGCUUGCAAGAUGGCAGAACAAAAAUACAGAGAGUGUCAUUGAGCUGCACAACAAAACUCCAGUGUGGAAUGAUGACACUCAGUCCUAUGUUUUAAAUUUCCAUGGUCGAGUCACACAGGCCUCAGUGAAGAACUUCCAAAUUAUUCAUGAUAACGAUCCUGACUAUAUAGUGAUGCAGUUUGGCCGUGUGGCUGAGGAUGUGUUCACCAUGGACUACAACUACCCAAUGUGCGCGCUACAAGCCUUUGCUAUUGCCCUUUCUAGUUUUGACAGCAAGCUGGCUUGUGAGUAAGGGGGUAUGGGAAAGCAUCCUCUCAGAGGAAGCCGUUUGCCAUACGAUUCCUAAUUCUUGCUGGUGUCACCCAUGGUCCGUACUAAACAGGUCAGGGAAAAUGCAAUUGCGGAGGACCACUGGAUCGCUGGAGAGAAAGUGAAAGGAACCUUCUAAAAAAUCAGGACAUUCAGGAAAUGUUUUCCUUUUUUUCUGUCAUAUUUUUCUGGAAGUGGCAUCAAGUUUGUGUAAAUAGAGGUUCUGUCUCAUGUUCUUGAUUAUGUUAUGGAGAUGUGCCAUGAUGUACUGUACCGUGGCUCUAGUAGCACCAUGAUGACGGUGUGUCUUUUUUAAAUCCAGAAAGUGCGCUCUUGAAAAAUGUCUUUUUACGUUUAAGAUUGAUUCUGAGGCUGCAAUCAUACCUCAAGGUUGCAUUCCUACAUUGAAUAAUCAGAACUUGACAUCGUCCAACAUGAAAGAAAGAUCACAGAAAAAGCACCUUUUUGAAUUUGCAAGGAUCUCGUGUAGUUUAAAGCCAAGUUUAAGGGUUGAAAACCUAUACUGGACUGAAUUUGAUGCAUUACUAUUGUAUAUGUAGAAGGGCAUGAUGAAUUUUAAUCGCAGUAGGAGGAAAUGAAGUAGAAAGCACAAAAUAAUGUUGCACAAGUCACUUGAAUUCUAAGCUGUCAUUAUGUUUUAACAUCUAUAUGCUUUUUAAUUUUUUCAAAUGAAAAUGUAUUGGGAGUACAGGAAGGAAAAGGGAAACCUCUAGGUGCCAAGAAAGCAUAACUUAUGCUGAAUUUGGCAUGUUGCGUGUUGGGAAUUUAUAGCCUUGUAUUGCUGUGGUAAUUCAAACAUAUUUUGUAUGAAGUGAUAUAAACAGUUGGGUAAAGGCUUUCUGCAGAUAAUCUUAUUAUUUUAAGCGGGCUGUGUAAAGCUGAGGAAGGUAAAUGGAAAUAUUUUAUUAAAUUUGUCUGACCUUUUGCAAUUUCACAAUUUGUUGACUGCAUUUUUGAACUUUCAGCAACAAUCACUUUUCAUAUUUAUUUCCCAUUGUAAGAACAAUGAAAUCGACUGAAACUGUGUAUGUUGUUCUGUAAUGUAAAUGUGCCAGCUACUGAGCUAAAUCCUUCUAGGCAAAUCUAGUGUAUGCUGCAUACAAAUGAGACAUUGGCAGGACACUGAAUAGCAUAAAAAUAGUGUGAAGUUUGUUUCAUUUUUUCUGAUUUGUAUGGAAUAUAUAAACAAGUACCAUUUCAAAACCCAAGGAAAGAACAAGCUUCUCUUCUCUUCUUUUCUAAACAUCUCAAAAUCCAAGAGCUGCAACUGAAAGCACAGCAUAAAACAGAUUUAAAAAUAAUGAAUCUUUCUGACAUUGUUCCAUACAAUGCUGUUGCCAAAGGCCCACAACAUAACAGAAUUUAGUAUGUAGUUCACCAGAAGGGUAUUGAAAGGUGUGUAAAGUGAAAAAGUAGUUGUAUUUUAUACUGUGUAUAUGCAGAUUCUCCUUUUUAUCUUCAUAGCCUCAUGUUGCACAACCAAAGUUUACAUAAUAAGAAAGCGAGAUCAAAUCUGCUUGUCUCAUAGCUGUCAGUCCCUUUUUGACUACAGGGGACAGGCCACAAGGAGAGGUUGUGCCAUCUGGACUAUUUAAUUUCAACUAAUAAAAGAAAUAUACUCUCUUUUUCAUAUUUGCCUUCAGGUCUCCUUCCCAGUAUACAGGCAAGGGAAUUUCAGAUAAGAGAUGGAAAUAAGUAAUUGCCAGCAUUUUUUCUAAUCCUUUUGAAAUCUCUGUCAAAAAAGUCUGCUGACUUUGAGCAGUGUUUUGGUGAUAGACUCAGUCUGUCAAAUGUGAUCUUUAAAUAACAGGAGGCUCCGUAAUUUUUUUCUGAUCUUUGGCAAGAAGCGUUUCUGCACAAUGGUAUAAAAUGGAGCGACGCCUUUUAUUGGAAAGAAAUGAGCAGGCAGCUCCCUCAAAGAACGAUCAAAAUGAUGACUCACGAGCUGCAGGCUGAUACUGAACGCUUUGCGCAUGGGUGCUUUCUUUUCCCCUCUGCUUGGUGGUUUCCCACCACCUCACAUUCCUACCUGUGAUCACACUUUGGAUUUUAACUGAGCCCUUUGGUACCUCCUGUCAGUCUUUACAAACUGACACAGUUUUCUGGCUCUCUCUGCGCACAAAGCUGUGUUAAAGGAACCAAGCAUCUGCUGGUGCAAACACACAAUCUUUAGUAGCUGAGUUGGUUUAGGAUGGGUUAUUUUUAACCUGGGUGAUAACAAUGGUCUGACUUGCAUCAUGGCCCCACAGGGAAUUGGUCUGAAAAGGAAGCUCAUGUGCAGUGAACUCUUGCACAAGGGUGAGAAUGAGGGGCUGGGAAAAGGCAGAGAGAUCAGCUUCUUGGGAGAGCGUUGCUGCCAGCACAUUGUGUAACCUCACCCUCGCUGCAUGUUCUUUCCAGGCCAGGUAUUUUUUUGUAGCCUGUAAGCAUGCCAGGAGGAAAGUGGUGACUCAAAUUCCCAUAAUCUUAUCAGAAUCGUACAGGGACAUCAGCCAACAUGCUGCUGGAAAAAAAAAAAAUAAAUCCCUACCAUAAAUUGAGGUCGCUAGAAGGGGACGUUAACCUGGGGCUAACAACAACGAGGAGCUCUCCUGAAAUCUGGUUCAGUCGCAAUAGGAUUUACACUGAGUGGCUUUUGCCAAGCCCCUAAUUCCUCACAAGGUGCUGUGCUCUUGUGCUCUCUAAGAACGUAAUGGUACUGAGCUGUGUGUUUCCUUCGCACAGUCCUAGUGAGUGUUUGGACACAGCAGACGUAGUAUUAUUUAAAAUCCCCCUACUGAUGAUUUUUUUUUUUCAUCUGCUGUUGUUUUUGGCAGAGCGUUGUAAACAAAUUCCCUGCCUGAAUCGCUUAUAGGCAAAUCCUGCACGCUUUAAUGAGAGUCCUUAAUCUAACUUGUCACUCUGUUUACAUCAAACGGUUUCUUCCUGGCCCUUUAUCUAAUUUUCUUCAUCUCUGAUGUUCUGUUCCUUCUCGUUCUCUUCACAAUCCCUUUAUCUUUCCUUCAAGGACGUGCAACUCCGAAGUGUUUAUUUUGACAAUAUUACUCGGUGAUCUCUCCGCAGCUGAGUAAUGCCUUCAGUGCAUAUCCAGUGAUGCUCCUAUAAUAGAAGCCUUAUCAGAGGGGUGAAUUUGGCCCUUUGGCUUUUCGGUGGAGUAAAUUAACACAUUAAAAGGAAGCAGAUAAAAAAGCUUGCCUAAAAUGUAAGCACAAUUUCUCUCGGUAACUGUUCAGGAACCAGAGGUUCCAAAACGUUGGUUGCAAAUCAAUGAGCAAAACUGUCCGCAAGCCCAGAGGCAAACUGUCACACAAAUCCGCUUUGUAGCGCUGCCUUAUUUUUCUUUUCAAAAGGCUGAAAGAGAUUUUGUGGACUAAAAUGUGUUGGUGCCCUAAAAGAGAGUUUAUUUUCCAAGAGCUAAACAUCACUCUGCUCCUUUUGUAGGAUAAAAAACGGCACACGUCGGUGCAUUCGUCCCAUCCCAUAGCCAUGUCAUAAGCCAUUGUUACAAAUUCUGAUGCUAAGAAGUUUAUGAGAAUGGUUUUGUAAUAAAUACUGGGCAAAUCUUUCGCUAUUCAAGUCACCUUACAAUAGUGCUGGAGUUUGCAGCUAGCUGGCUUCGUGAAGUACUAGAGCUAAAGGACCUCUAGUGAAAAGAGCUCUGCUAAUGAAAACUUGUAGCUGCACGAUCAAAAAACGUUGUUGUGAACUCAGAUGAUAUCUGUCAUGAUGAACCAGUGCCAUCAAUUCAAACUUUCUGGCUUCUGCUCCCUUUUGAUGAACAAAAGAAGAAAGAGGGACUUUCAACAAGCAUCGACGUCAGUGAGGUCUGUAAAAGCAACGACCAUUGCAGAGGGGUUUUUACCUGUAAAUAUCUGACCCCGACCUGAGUGCUGCCCAGUAAAAAAUGAGAUCGAUCCAGUCCCUAGUAAAUAAAUGCAUUCCCAGGUCUUGAAUCUUAGCUUUUUGCAAAUCUUAUUAUUCAUUUAGUAUUAAUCUUAUGUAUAAGGAUACAACGAGGACUGAAUGUCACACAGCAAUCUGGGGGUCUUCCUCUGAAGGGAUGAAGACUCCAGAUCAGUAUCAGAAUAUUUUGUCUUCGAUUAUUUCAGUAAGCUAGGGCAGUAAGCUGGGUUACGUGGUGAUUUAGGCAGAAAAUUUCUGCUGAUGUUUGAUGGGCGUCAGAGAAAAUUUUGGAUUUGAUCCUGUGGAAUUCUAAUGAGUUCCCCUGUGCUCUCACUGCUCUCCUAAAACAAGAUUUGCAAGCUUUUUCCUGGUUUUAGAGAAGCAGGCACUCACCAAUAACAGAUCUUUGCUUGUCAAAUAAGGACAGCGCGUGAUAGAGCAGCAGGCACCGGAGGUAGAAUCAUGGGCUGAUGGCUUUCAGAUUUCUCAAAAGGCCUCAUUUUGAUUACUAGAAGAAAGUAAUUCUACGUAUAAAUCGUGAGCUAUCUAACUACAGGUUAUGUGCUACUUCAUGAACCUGUGUUUCUGUUGUUCUUUAUGUAUGCAAUGUACCUUCUAGGUUGCUGCUCUGUAAGUGUUCAUAAUUAAUUGUGUAGCUGCUCGUCAGUUCUUUCUGUUGCUUGCCAAGGAACUAAGAAAAGGAUUUGCACAGCUAUCUCAGUGUUUCGGUAUUUUGCUGUGAAUGAUAGCUCAGUAGCUGAUACUCACAAAUGCCUGUGUACUGGAUGAAAAUGCAUUAAAACUUAUUUUCUAUGUUGUAUUUUA